UGGUCCGAUUCCGAGAUUGUAUUAGCCUGGUUGGAAAAACCACCACAUGCAUGGAAGACGUAUAUCUCCAAUCGAACGUCUGAAAUUCUUGACCUAGUGGGAUCAGCCACUUGGCGACACGUAGCCAGUGCUGACAAUCCUGCUGAUCUAGGUACAAGAGGGUGCAAACCUUUGCACCUUGCCACCACCACCCUCUGGUGGAAUGGCCCCCGAUGGUUAACAGAAUCUCCCGAUUCUUGGCCACAAUCGCCCAUGCGCAACAUUAUUGCCCCAGAAAGUCGAAAGAUCGACUCCUUUCACACAGCAUUGGAUGACGACGACAUCCUUGAGCGAUUUUCAUCAUACACCCGAGCACUCAGGGUAAUCGCUUACAUGAUCAAAUUCAUAGAACGACUCAAGAUUAAAGUCAAGGGAGAACCCUCAGUGUACUCCCAAGGUGAUACUUUGUUGCACCUAGACCUACAAAAGGCAAGGGUCGCUCUCAUCACUUACACCCAAUCGCGCCAUUUCAGUAGCGAGAUGUCACUACUAAGAGAAUCGAAGCCGAUUAAUAAAAGGAGCUCACUCUUAGUACUAAAUCCAUUUCUGGAUACAAAGGGUGUGCUUCGUGCGAACGGUCGGCUUGCCAACUCAAGCCUGACAUAUAACGAACGCCAUCCCAUAAUUUUGCCAGAACAAUCACAACUUGCAACAUUACUUAUCCGUUAUAUACAUAUAUUAAUGCUACACGCUGAACAUCGCUUGAUGCAACAUAUAAUCCGUCAAGAGUUCUACAUUCCCCGACUUAAGCCUCAAAUAAAAAAAUGCAUUUUCAUGUGUAAAAUCUGCACGAUGCAUAAACAGAAAAUGAGGACGCAGAUUAUGGCAGCACUUCCACCGGAACGCUGCAACUUUGCUCCGCCUUUCACUACCACAGGUGUCGAUUUUGCUGGGCCUUUUCAGAUAAAGGCGUCCAUGCUAAGGUCUCCCACACUAAUGAAAGGCUACGUGGCUGUCUUUGUCUGUUUUACGACAAAAGCAGUACACCUCGAGCUAUGUACUAGUCUGAAGCUCGUCCAAAAUUACGGCCCAUUCGUGCCACGUAUUGGUAUUAUGGAUGCUGAAAGGCCAGUUACACCAACGCCAACUAUACGUUCGGCUAUCACUGUGCCGCGCACUGGGGCUGUCCCCGUAGCAGCGCCCCGUACAACUACUGUCACGACUGCGCCAACCGUUGCACGAACUGCCGCCCGACAAACCACGACCGCGGCUUCGCGGCCACCCCGAACCCGAUGCCCGUUUUGUUGCCGCCCACACCGCUUGCAGCACUGCCCUAUUUUUAAGGGGAUGACUCCCAAUCAGCGUCAGCAGGUGGCACAGGCACAUGGACACUGCUUGAAUUGUCUGGCCCAAACGCAUGUUACACAGGAGUGCGCGUCUGACACCAUGUGCCAGCACUGUGAGCGGCCACAUCAUACACUACUACACCGUCAUCCCAGACGUGCUGUCGCCCGUUUAUCUGCUCCCCGUAGUCGCGAUUUAGCCCGACAGGCGCAGCCAAGCCGUGUAGCACGGACCCGUCGAAGAAAUGUCCUCGCAGCACCUCGGGCCUGGCGUCCACAUAACGACAUUUCGAUGCGGCGCCAAUCAUCCAGGCCACAACGCCGCACGACAGGCCUUAGCAACGUGGUCGCCACCUUGCAGCAGCUACAGCGUCUCCUAGGCUAA
Messenger RNA from Bactrocera dorsalis (oriental fruit fly), 1707 nucleotides. RefSeq lists its product as uncharacterized. Gene Ontology annotation, molecular function: nucleic acid binding. The transcript has 3 exons. Lineage: Eukaryota; Metazoa; Arthropoda; Insecta; Diptera; Tephritidae. The coding region runs from base 253 to 1707 and encodes 484 amino acids. The record is from RefSeq and is a predicted model, not a curated record.